Molecule: messenger RNA, 1419 nt
Organism: Knipowitschia caucasica
Lineage: Eukaryota; Metazoa; Chordata; Actinopteri; Gobiiformes; Gobiidae
Source: the annotation of a GenBank genome assembly
AUGGAGCUGCAGAAGGUGAACGGCCACAGCAGAGACGAUGGGUUUGACGGCCUUGAGGCCAUUAAUGCAGAACGGGAAGAGUUUCUACCUCAUAAAACUGAUAUCAAGACGGAGAUUCGCUUUACAGAUUUUGAAGGAAAAACCUCCUUUGGAAUGUCUGUCUUUAACCUCAGUAACGCCAUCAUGGGCAGUGGGAUCCUGGGGCUGGCUUUUGCGAUGUCCAACACCGGAAUUAUUCUUUUUAUAAUCUUGUUGAUCCUCAUUGCCAUUUUGUCUGCAUAUUCCAUCCACCUGCUGUUGAAAAGUGCAGGAGUUGUUGGGAUCCGCGCCUAUGAGCAGCUCGGGAACCGGGCUUUUGGAGCUCCGGGCAAAAUAGUGGCAGCAAGCAUAAUCACUGUGCACAACAUUGGCGCUAUGUCCAGUUACCUUUUCAUUGUGAAGUCCGAGCUCCCGUUGGUGAUACAAGCCUUCCUGGGUAAAACCGAGAACACGGGAGAGUGGUUCUUGAAUGGAAACUACUUGAUCAUCAUUGUUAGCAUUUGCAUCAUCCUUCCAUUAGCCCUCAUGAAACAGCUCGGAUAUCUGGGCUACACAAGUGGCUUCUCGCUCUCCUGUAUGGUGUUCUUCCUCAUUUCUGUUAUUUACAAGAAGUUUAACAUCCCGUGUCCUCUGGAAGACAGUCAUUCAAACCAGAGCAACACCCCCGCUCCUGUUCUAGAGGGUUUUUGUGAUGCCAAAAUGUUCACCAUCAACUCUCAGACGGCGUAUACCAUCCCAAUCCUGGCAUUUGCUUUUGUCUGCCACCCUGAGGUCCUCCCCAUCUACACUGAACUAAGAAAGCCCAACAAGAAACGCAUGCAGAUGAUCGCAAACAUCUCCAUUCUGGCCAUGUUCGGCAUGUAUCUUCUCACAGCGAUUUUCGGCUACCUCACAUUUUUUGGAGCCGUGGAGUCGGAGCUGCUCCACACCUACAACCAUGUGGAUCCUCUGGACGUGCUGGUCCUCUGUGUGCGUCUGGCUGUGCUCGUGGCCGUCACUCUGACCGUCCCCGUGGUGCUGUUUCCGAUCCGGAGGGCGAUUCAGCAGAUCCUGUUCCCUGAGAAACCCUUCCACUGGGCCAGACACAUUAUCAUCGCAUUCUGCCUCCUCUUUAUAGUCAACCUGCUCGUUAUCUUUGUGCCCUCGAUUCGGGACAUCUUUGGCAUCAUUGGCGCAACCUCUGCCCCGAGCCUCAUCUUCAUCCUUCCAGGAAUCUUUUACAUCCGUAUUGUUCCGGAAGAGCAGGAGCCCAUGGUGUCGAGACAAAAGAUCCAGGCGGCGUGCUUCGCUGGCCUCGGCUUCGUCUUCAUGGUUAUGAGCCUGUCCUUCAUCAUCAUCGACUGGGUGACUGGAGAAUCCCGGAGUGCAGGCGGACACUAG